AUGUUCCCUCCGGCGCAAGGAUGCGCCGCGAUAACCUCCGCCAAUCCCUCCGCGAUUCCCCCUUCUGACUGGGCUCUGAAUUCCGGCUCUCCGCCAAUAGACUCUGUCGUCUCUGCCGCAUCGCCGAUUUUCUCUUCAUACGAAGCGAACCUCGAGGUUGUCCCAGACGGACUCUCUCACACUAUAAGUACUUCGGCCGAUGAGAGCCAACAGAACCCCCUUCCGUCCGGCUAUGGCAUCCAUUUCUCUCCCUCCAGCGAUAUUUAUCUUCGCCAGCAGGGAACCGACGGUACGGUUCAAGCGGAGGAACCUAACGCCUGUGCCACCGUGGCAUGCACGGAAGAGAUCCACCUGGAGGCUUAUCCGCCAGGUCAGCCUGUUCCGUCAGGGUCGUCGGGCCACCUCAGCAGCGCGGCGUCGGGGCUUGACUGGGACCAGGUGCGAUAUCUGCUGGCGGACGGAACGGAUGCGGAAGAGAAGGGGGGAGGAAUUGAGGGGAUGGAUGGAAUAGAUGGAAGGGGAGGGUGGGGGAGGAGUGGCGGAGGGGAAAGGGAGGAGAAGGUCGGUCAGCUGAGACCCCUUCUGCCCGUUGGGAACGAUGUGGUUGCCGCAACUCCUGUCGCUUCCGCUGUCGUUCCUCCUCCCCCUUCCGCUUCCCCCUCCCCGUUGUCCGCUGUGGUGGCGGAGGAUGGCCCGGUCUUCCUCCCUGCUUGCCCGGACGGCUGCGAUUGCGCAGGCUGCCAGCUGUUGCAUUUUCAUUGGCUGGACCGGUUUUCUCCCGCGCCCUGUUCUGGGAUGGGGGAGGGCCGUGGAUGGGAUGAGCGGAAAGGGGACGACGCGGGGAGGAGGGGAACGUGCAGCGCAGAAGUGCUGUUGCGGAGGGAUGAAACAGGCGCGGGAGCAAAAGGGGACGCAGGAGCAAGAGUGGGCGGAGGAACAACGUUGAGCGGAGGAGCUCGGGGGUGCGGAGGGGCGGAAAGGGGCGGAGCCGGAACAGGUGGGGGCGCGGGGGCGGAGGAGAAAGCAGGCGCAGGGACGACUCAAGAGUCCUUAGAGCCUGCUUUAGGCGCAGCAGGCGCGGUCAGCCUGUGGCAGCCCGCCGCAGGCCCCCCUCCCCCCACGCCCGUCUCUUGGAAAGGCCGCUUGAACUCCUCCCCUGCGCCUUCCUUUUUCUCGCCUUCUUUCUCACCCAAGUUCUCCGCACCUUCGUUUGAGGCGUCGCUUGCGCCUUUGGCAGCAGACUCGUUCCCGCCUCCUCCCUUUACGAAUGUCGCUGGCGUCGCUUCCUUGAGUCCUCCGCGCAAGCGACCGCUGCUGCUCUCCCCGCCUGUCGCUGCUGCUGGGAGCACCGUUGCCAAGCCAUUUAUUACUAGCUCUGCCGCCCACAAACACACCCUUCCUGGCGCCCGCCGCCCGGCGGACAUGUCCGCCAGGCUGGCAAGGCUGCUGGAGGAAAUCAAAUCUCCAGGCCGGGCGGCAGCAGCCGCCGCUGCCGCUUUACCUGUAAAUACAGCCAGGGUGGGCGCCGUUAGCAGAGAUCUGAUUCGCCGGCCGGUGAUUCGCCAGGUGGCGGGACGCAAGAGGGCGGGCCAGCAUCACAGCAAUGAUUCGGGCAGUGAGAACAGCAAGAAUGCCCCUCUCCCGGGCCACGUAUCGUAUCGAGACCAGACGGGAAACAUGGGGGGUUCAGAGCGGUUCCAACCGGUCCAGCAGUGUCUAACGCCUGCAGGCGUUCCUGUUAUGUGGCAGGAUGCCACUGGCUGGUCAACGCAGUCAAGCAGGUCAACGGCAGGUGCAAGCGCAGCUUCCAGGAAGCGGAGGGCGAGCUCUGGGGGGGUGAUGAUGGGGGGCCGGCAAGGGGAAGGGGGAGCAGCGGGGGAGGCCGUGUGGCGAGGGGGUGAUGGGGCUGGCGGGGCGCAUUUGGCAGGAUCAGGGGCAGGAGCGGGGGCAGGAGCGGGGGCAGGGAGCAGAGCAGGAGGGGGAGCAGCGGAUGCAGCAGAUGGGGCAGGGGCAGGGGCAGGGGCAGGGGCAGGUUUCUUACCGGGUGGAAGGUUGGAUGGUGCUAUACUGGGGCAGAUGGGGGGGAUGGGGGGGACGGGACAAAUGGGGGGGAUUGGGGGGAUGGGGCUUGAUGCAUCUUCGCUUGAGCGCAUGGGGGUGAGUCCGGGCAUGCUGGCAGGCAUGGGUGUGAAUGCAGACAUGUUGAGGGGCAUGGGUUUGGACAUGGGCAUGCUAGCAAGCAUUGGCGUUGAUGCUGCCAUGCUGCACAAUCUAGGGUUCACUUCUGAGUCCUUGCAGCAGCUAGGCUUGGGGGGUGAGGCUAGUGGAUGUGCUGGCGGUGGUGGCAGUGGUGAUGGUGGUAUGGAUGGCGCUGUUGCUGGUGCCGCAGGUGCCGCUGAUGCUGCUACUAUGCGUGCCGGUUGCUCUGCUGAUGCUUCUGGAGGGGCUGGUGGAAAUGGGGAGUGGAGGAGGGAGGAGGGGAGUGAAGAAGAGGUGGAGGAAAGGGGAGGGGAGGGGGUGGAGGAGUUAUCGAUGGCAGUGGUGCUGCAGAGACUGGAGGAGCUGGCAGAGGCAACAGCAGCACGUGAUGAGUCCCUUCCUCGCCGCCUGCUGCCCCACCUGCGCCCACUCGUGAAUGAGAGGGGCAAUGCAGCGCAGAGGGUAGCAGCCCAUUUCACCCAGGCCCUCGCCGCACGACAGUCAGGGAGCGGGGCGGAGCAGUACAACCGCGGGCUCAACGCGUCCACCCAGGAGAUCGCAGCCUCCAUGGAGCGCUGCUUCGCCUCGCUGCCCUACCUGGACUUCUGCCACGUGGCCGCCAUGCGGCCUGUGCUGGCGGCGGUGAACGGCAGCCGUCGGAUCCACAUCAUCGUGUUUGGGUUCUGGAUGGGGCGAUACUGGCUGGAGCUGCUGCAGGCCCUGGCAGCCUUCCCAGGGGGACCCCCCUCUCUCAGGGUAACAGGCAUCGACAUCACAUGCCGCAACGAGCUCACAGACUCCAAGUCCUCUGCUGCUUUCUCCGGUCGCCUGCUCUCCCGCGCUGCUGCCGCCCUCGCCAUCCCCUUCCGCUUCAAGGCCGUCGAGGAGGUGGAGGUGGAGGAGGGGGAGGCAACAGUGGUGCAGUGCAACAUGAGCCUUCUGUUCCUGGCUGAUGACUCGGUGCUGCGUUCAAACCCACGAGACACGCUGCUCAGGUGGAUCCGCUCGCUCUCCCCACUCACCACCGUGGUCGUAGAGAUGGACGCGCCGCUCAACUCGCCCUUCUUCCUCCCGCGCUUCCGAGCCGCCCUCCGCGUAUUCUCCUCCAUCUUUGCCUCUCUAGACGCUGCCCUGCCACGGGAUAGCCCGCACCGGCACACGUGUGAGCGCCUCUAUUUCGCCCGAGACAUUGUAAAUGUUGUGGCCUGUGAGGGCAUUCAGAGGACGGUUCGGGCGGAGAGUUUGGAGCAGUGGCAGGCUCGGAUGCGCCGAGCCGGGUUUGUAGGUAUGGAGGUGGGGGUGGAGGUGAUGGAGGAGCUUCGGGGGGUGUUGAGGAAGGGAGGGAGGAAGUACGGAGGGUAUGAGGUGGUGCAACAAGGGAAUGGAGUGAGGUUGCUGUGGGAAGGGGUUCCUGUGCUGGCAGCUUCGAUGUGGCUGUAA
Molecule: messenger RNA, 3639 nt
Organism: Closterium sp. Yama58-4
Lineage: Eukaryota; Viridiplantae; Streptophyta; Zygnematophyceae; Desmidiales; Closteriaceae
Source: the annotation of a GenBank genome assembly